Molecule: messenger RNA, 4170 nt
Organism: Rotaria sp. Silwood2
Lineage: Eukaryota; Metazoa; Rotifera; Eurotatoria; Philodinida; Philodinidae
Source: the annotation of a GenBank genome assembly
AUGUUAUUAUCAAAAUUACGUGAACGUUCUUUAUGUCUUUUAAAUUCCGAAAAUCUUGAUCCAACAUUUCAACCAUGGGUUACAAUUUCAGAUGCUAAAUUUCAUUCAGAUGUUUGUGCACUUUAUUGUCAUACUAAUAUAAAUCCAAUACAAUCAAUACAAACAAAUUAUUUACCACCAUUCAUAUCUUAUUUAUGGCCAUUAAUAUAUCAUGGUGCUAAUGUUUGGGCUGUUGAUCAUCCAACAACACGUGAAAUAACAUCAAUUAAAUUUGUUUUUAAAUAUGAUUUAUUAAUAUGGAAUCUUUUCUAUCGUUCAACAAAUAUGAAUCCAUCAUUAAAUUCCGAUAUUGUUUAUCCAAAAGUAUUAAUUCUUGCACCGGAUUGGUUUACUUGUGAAAAUACAUAUAAACAUUUAUCUAAUGUGAAUACAGAUGUACUAAAAAAAAUUCUUAUGUGCUGUAUUUAUGAAGGACAAAAUAUUGAAAAUGAAUUAUAUAGAAAAUUCUUAACACAAGGUUGUGAUCUUCUUAUAGCUACACCAACUAUUGUUAAUGAUUUAAUACAAAAACGUCAUAUACAUUUUGAAAGACUUGAAAUGAUUGUUUACGAUCAAGUUGAUCUUCUUCUUCAAACAAUUGAAUCGAUAAAUGAAAUAUUAAAUCUUAUUAAAUUGCAUACAAAUAAAAUCAAAUCUAUGCAACAUAUAUUUUUCUCUCGUAUUGUAAAUCAACAAACAAAAAGUUUUAUAAAUGAACUUUUUUCAUUAAAUAAAAAUUAUUAUUAUCUUUCACCAUCAAUGAUGGAAACACAUACAUAUAAAAAUUUUUUUUUCUAUUGUGAACCAUGUCGAAAUUGGUCGGAACGUAAAUAUAUUAUAAAAGAAACAUUAGAUUUAGCAAUAAAUUGUCAUAAAAAAAUUAUUAUGUGUGCAUAUCAAACACGUCGUUUAGCAACAAUGCAAAGUAUACUUAAUGAUUUAUCAAUACAAUCUAUAUUAAUACAUUCACAAUUAAGUAAUGAUGAAAUUCAACAAUAUAUACAUGAAUGGCAAACAAUAAAUGAUCGUUUAUUAAUAUUAUUAAUUCAAGAUGAUAUAUUAAGUGAUAUAACAAUUGAUAAUACAGAUAUAAUUAUACAUCUUGAUGUUCAACGUCUUAUAUGGUAUCAAUUAUAUAAUCAACGUAUGAAAUUAAUUUAUAAACAUUUAUUAAAUAAUACAAAUAAUAAUAAAAUUAAAAAAAAUGAAUUAACAUCAUUAAAAUCAAUUGAAAAAUUUUAUCAAUUUAAUACAUUAAUAAAUAUACCAUUAAUUGUUAUAUUAUGGCCAGGUGAUUGUGCACAAGUAACAUAUGAUUUAAUUGAUUAUAUUAAUAAUUCAAAUAAUUAUUUACAUCCAUUAAUUGAACGUUUAGCUAAAAAUAAUUGUUAUGAAUCAUUACAAGCAAAAGUAAAUGUUGAAUUAUGUCCAACAUUAAAAAUGUUUGGACAAUGUUUAAAUGAAAAAAUUUUAAAACGUUGUCCAUAUAGACAUCAUUUUCAUUAUGAUAUUGAUUAUAUUGAACAACAAGAACAAGAACAAGAGAAAAAAAAUGAUAAUUAUUUAACAGAUUCAUAUGAAUUAUGUUUACCUAAUAAAGGUGAAAUUGAAUUACGUAUAACACAUAUUAGUGAUGGAAAUCGUUUAUGGGCAAAUAUAUUACGUUCAAGAAAUGAUAUUAAUCAAACAUUAAUUAAAAUAUUUGAUUAUGAUUUAUUUUAUAAACAAAUUGAAGAUGCUUUUAAUCAUGUUAAAAAUCAACCAUUAAGUGAAAUUAUACCCUGUGAAAUCUAUUUUUAUAUUGAUAAUAAUAGAAAAAUACAUCGUGUUUAUGUAUAUGAACAAGAACAUACUUAUUUUGAUAUAAGAAGAGCUGAUUCAAUUUUGAAUAGAUUAUUAAAAGUAUCAAAUACUGUAAUCAAUAAAGAAAAUGAUCAACAUACAAAUAAUACAGUAUCCACUACUAAUGAACAAAAUUCAACUCUUACAACAGUCGAUCAUCCUACAUUAGUUGUUUUCAGUCUUGAUACUGGCAUAACAUUUACAUUAAAAUCUAAUGAACAUCUCUAUCCUAUUGAACCAUCUUCAUUAAAACAAUAUCCUCCAUUAGCAACCGAAAUAAUCUUAUGUAAUAUUUGUCCGUUAGAUAAAAUAACAAUGACAUUUACACCAUUUACAAUUGAAACAGUUCGUUCAUUAACAUUAAAUGAAAUAUUUAUGGGACGAAUUAAAUUAGCAACACGUUCAUGUUUUUGGAUCGAUCCACUUGUUAAACCAGUACGUUUAGCUGCACUUAAACGUAUUGCAUAUGAUAAACCAAUACGAAAACAAUUAAUUUUAUCUAAACUUGUUCAAUCAAAUGAUAAUCAUAUCAAUGUACUUGAACGUAUGGCUAUUGAAGCUCAACUUGAUGAAGUAACAACAACGUAUCAAGAAGAAACGAAUGAACAAUCAAAAUCAAUAGUAAAAUCUGAUGAACAAUUAAAACCAAUUGUAAAAUCUGAUGAACAAUUAAAACCAAUAAUAAAAUCUGAUGAACAAGAAAUAAUAAAAGAAGAGGUGAUUGAAGAUUUUUCACCUGUAUUUAAACCAUUUCUUAAUCGUAUUGGACAACUUAUUAUUAAUCCUGUUGGUCGAUCAAAACAAUUUUUUAUAAAACAUAAUCAAGAAUUACAAAAUUUUGAUUUUGUUAAAGGUAUUUCUUUAGAAAAUAAUCAAAAAUUAAGUAAAGAAUCUUCAUCAUUAAAUGAUCAACAAUUAACUACAGAAAAGAACAAUAAUACUGAUCGAUAUAUUCCACUUGGUCGUGGACAUAAACUACAUACAGAAUCAUCAUCUUUAGUAGAAAAUGUUCUCCAACGACCACAAUCAAUACCAGUAUCAAAUACUGUUGGUUUUCAACAUUCAGACGAAUAUUCACCAUUUCAAACAUUAGUAAAUACUCAACAAUUAUCAAUCGAUUCAAAUGUAACAACACCAUCUGAAGUUGAACCAAGUAAAAUGAUACAAAGUGAAACAAAAACUGAACAAAUUGAAGAAGAUGAAGUAUUUGAGGACACGGCUGAUACAAUUCCAAAUACAGAGUCAUCGAUUUCAACAACUAAUAAACCAUUAGAAUUAAAACAAGAAAAACUCGAUGAUAAUGGUGAUGAUGAUGAUCAAAUGAUGUUUAUCUUUGGCCCAAAAUUAUUUUCUCAACUUCGUCAAAUAAAAGAUAUGGAAUACGAACAACGUCGUCAAUCAGAUUUUCCUGUUCAACGUAAUCGUAAUCGUCAUAUGCGUAAUAAUAAUUUGAAAUCAAACAUUCAAGAUAAUAAUAAUGAUGAUGAUGAAAACAAUGAAAUAAAUGCACAAAGAGUUCAUGCACCAAAUAUGAGCCGUUAUGAACCAUUUAUUGAUGAACGUGGUCCAUUAACACAAGAACAAAUUGAUUAUAAACAAACACAACGUAAAACACGUCUUUUUUGGGAACAAACAUCACGAGAUAUUUAUUUAACAAUUGGCUUUUAUAAUGUUGAUUCAACACAAACACGUGUUGAAUUUGAACAACAUUCAAUUUAUUGUCGAACUAAAAUUCGUACAUAUGAUCGUUUUGUUCGAAUUUAUUUAGCUUAUGAUAUUAUACCAGAUAAAUGUUUAUUUCAAGUACGUCGUUCAAAUAUUUUAUUAACAAUACGUAAAGCAAAUGAAGGUUUUAUGUGGACAACAUUAACAAAUCGACCAAUUGAACCACGACCAGAUUUUUUUAUGAUUGAUUAUGGUAGUGAUGAUGAAUCUGAUACAGAAAAACGUCGUCGAACUGUUAAUCAACAAUGGGAUCAAAUACGUGAUGAUAAACGUCAAUUAAAAUUAAAUAAUGAUGACAAUAAAUAUCUUAUUGAUGAUAUUGAUGAUGAUGAUCAUCAUCAACAACAACAACAACAACAACAACAGCAGCAAAUUGAUAAAUUAAAUAAUAUUGAUGAUGAUGAUAACAAUCAACAAGAAUUAACUGAUACAUCAUCUGAUUGCCACUCAACUGACUCAGAUGAUUGUUAUUAUGAAGAUCAAGUUCCAGCUAAUCAUAUACCACAAGGUUAUGAUGAAGCUGAUUAUGAUCAUCGUUUUUAUGGACAACAAAUACGAUCUUAA